Molecule: messenger RNA, 705 nt
Organism: Exophiala aquamarina CBS 119918
Lineage: Eukaryota; Fungi; Ascomycota; Eurotiomycetes; Chaetothyriales; Herpotrichiellaceae
Product: alpha-acetolactate decarboxylase
Exons: 1
Coding region: 1-705 (234 amino acids)
Biological process (GO): acetoin biosynthetic process
Molecular function (GO): acetolactate decarboxylase activity
Source: RefSeq, a predicted model, not a curated record
AUGGAAGAAAAUCACAUUUACCAAUAUUCCCUAGUGAACGCUCUGAUGGCAGGAGUAGUUGACUCUGGAAUAACAGUCGAAACUCUACUGUCCAAGGGCAACCAAGGCAUUGGAACAUUUGCACAUAUGAAGGGCGAACUUCUCAUGCUUGAUGGGAAAGUCCAUCAGCUCCUAGCCGAAGGGAACACCCGGGUGGCUGAUGAGACCGAUCAAAUUCCGUAUGCAGUGGUGACACAAUUUGUUCCCCAGUCGACCCUGGACGUCGAGCUAGGGUCCAAAGAAUCUGUAGAUCAAGUCCUGGACAAAUUCAACCAGCACUCAUCCAAUUUAUUCAUGAUCUAUCGCUUCCAGGGGACCUUCAAAGCAUUGAAAUGCCGAACCGUCAGAGGUCAAGAAUAUGACGGCCAGCCACUGUCUGAAGUCGGCAAAAACCAGCACGUCCAGGACUAUGAGGACAUCAAAGGCACGGUUGUGGGUUUCCGAUCUCCCGAGAUCUGGCAAGGGUUCUUCGUUGCUGGAGACCAUAUGCACUUCCUCAGCGAUGACGAGACGGUUGGUGGACAUAUCCUGGAACUCCGAGAUGCAGAGGGCAAGAUCGGAAUUGCAACAUCCACCAACGUGCAUAUUGAGCUUCCAUCAUCUCCAAAGUUCAAUGAGACAAAGCUAGCAGUGGAUAGCACAGGUAUCAAGGCUGUUGAGGGAUAA